Messenger RNA from Medioppia subpectinata, 887 nucleotides. NCBI's taxonomy places the organism in Eukaryota, Metazoa, Arthropoda, Arachnida, Sarcoptiformes, Oppiidae. The record is from the annotation of a GenBank genome assembly.
AUAAUUGUCGACAAAGACCGACCAAAAUGAAGACAAUUUUGGCCAAUCAAGUGGUGAAGAUUCCCGAAGGAAUUAAGGUAUCGGUGAAGAACCGGACGGUGCGAGUGAAGGGACCUCGAGGUCAGUUGGUCCGCAAAUUUCAGGCACAACUCGAUAUGGAAAUGAUUGGCAAACGACGGCUGCGCGUCCAGAAGUGGUUCGGCAAUCGCAAAGAGUUGGCCACCACAAUUUUGGCCAAUCAAGUGGUGAAGAUUCCCGAAGGAAUUAAGGUAUCGGUGAAGAACCGGACGGUGCGAGUGAAGGGACCUCGCGGUCAGUUGGUCCGCAAAUUUCAGGCACAACUCGAUAUGGAAAUGAUUGGCAAACGACGGCUGCGCGUCCAGAAGUGGUUCGGCAAUCGCAAAGAGUUGGCCACCGUUCGCACCAUCUGUUCCCACAUCGAGAACAUGAUCGUCGGCGUCACCAAAGGAUACCAGUAUAAGAUGCGUACGGUUUACGCCCACUUCCCCAUCAACGUGACCACGAGUCAGGCGGGAACUGUUGUGGAGAUCCGCAACUUCUUGGGCGAGAAGUACGUCCGCCGCGUGGAAAUGCAUCCGGGAGUGACGUGUGUGAACAGCACCGCCCAGAAAGACGAGCUGAUACUGGAGGGCAACGACAUCGAGGGGGUGUCCCGAUCGGCGGCACUCAUCCAUCAGUCGACACUCGUUAAGAACAAAGACAUCCGAAAGUUUUUGGACGGAAUCUAUGUCUCCGAGAAGACACACGUCGGGGUGUCCCGAUCGGCGGCACUCAUCCAUCAGUCGACACUCGUUAAGAACAAAGACAUCCGAAAGUUUUUGGACGGAAUCUAUGUCUCCGAGAAGACACACGUCGUGAUCGCCGAA